Messenger RNA from Drosophila melanogaster (fruit fly), 1132 nucleotides. It is a transcript of the gene Slbp, whose product is annotated as Stem-loop binding protein. Gene Ontology annotation, cellular component: nucleus. The record is from RefSeq and is marked reviewed. The coding region runs from base 128 to 958 and encodes 276 amino acids. The transcript is spliced from 2 exons. Gene Ontology annotation, biological process: mitotic chromosome condensation. NCBI's taxonomy places the organism in Eukaryota, Metazoa, Arthropoda, Insecta, Diptera, Drosophilidae. Gene Ontology annotation, molecular function: RNA binding; mRNA binding.
UCGCAUCUACAACAAAAAACGCGCGAAGGUUUGCGCAGAAAACGCAAAACACCGCCGCGACAACAUCCUGGAGCAGCGGACCGCAUCAUACACAGCACAGUAAACAAACGAAAGAUAAUUGCACAACAUGCUCUGCGAGGAUCAGCACAUGUCCGUGGAGAACACACCGCAGAAAGGCUCCGGCAGCCUGAAUUCCUCAGCAUCCUCCAUUUCGAUCGAUGUGAAGCCCACCAUGCAGAGCUGGGCCCAGGAGGUCCGCGCGGAGUUUGGCCACAGUGACGAGGCCUCCAGUUCCUUGAAUAGCAGCGCUGCCAGCUGCGGUUCCUUGGCCAAAAAGGAGACAGCCGACGGUAAUCUGGAGUCCAAAGAUGGCGAGGGCCGGGAGAUGGCAUUUGAGUUCCUGGAUGGCGUCAACGAGGUAAAGUUCGAGCGCCUGGUCAAGGAGGAGAAGCUAAAAACGCCCUACAAGCGCCGACACUCGUUCACGCCGCCCAGCAACGAGAACAGUCGCUCCAACAGUCCAAACAGCAGCAACUCCUCGGCCAACGGAGAUGCAGCUGCGCCCAAAGGCGGCAACAAUCCCCAUUCGAGGAACUCAAAAAAGUCUGGCAACUUCCGCGCCCACAAGGAGGAGAAACGGGUGCGCCACAACAGCUACACGUCCUCCACCUCAUCGUCAUCCUCCUACACCGAAGCCGAUCCCGCCAUCCUAAGUCGCAGGCAGAAGCAAAUAGAUUACGGAAAGAAUACUGCCGCCUACGAGCGCUAUGUGGAAAUGGUGCCAAAGGACGAGCGGACUCGCGAUCAUCCGCGCACCCCGAACAAGUAUGGAAAGUACAGCCGCCGCGCCUUCGAUGGGCUCGUGAAGAUCUGGCGCAAAAGCCUCCACAUCUAUGAUCCACCUACACAAGCGCGCGACACGGCCAAGGACAGUAAUUCCGACUCGGAUUCUGACUAGGAUCGAAUCUUGUUACCGGGCCGGGCUAUGUUUUUCAAAUAUCGGGGGUUUAACUACUAAUUUUUAUUUCAAGUACAAAGUUAAAACUAUGAAUCAAACACGCAUCUUCGAGUCACAAGGCCGUGUACGGGGAAUUGUUACGCAGAUGUUUUGUUGAAUAAAAUGGCGUCUUAC